This is a messenger RNA of Triticum turgidum subsp. durum (durum wheat), 771 nucleotides long. The record is from the annotation of a GenBank genome assembly. NCBI's taxonomy places the organism in Eukaryota, Viridiplantae, Streptophyta, Magnoliopsida, Poales, Poaceae.
AUGGAUGAGUGGGUUCGCCAAGCAGAGGCGUGGGCGGGCCAAGCAGAGCACUGGAUCCGCCAGCAACCCCCGGAGCAGAUUUACGUCGCGGUCGCCGUGAUUAUUGUAACGAUUCUGGUGCUGGUCGCAGCUUCUUGUCUGAAAUCAUCGAAACCUAACACCAUAGUUCUAUCCGGGCUUAGUGGCAGCGGCAAAACUGUUCUUUUCUAUCAGCUUCGCGAUGGAUCAUCACAUCAGGGAACCGUGACUUCGAUGACACAUAACAAUGCUACAUUUGUUCUGCACUCGGAGCUGGAAAGGAAAGGCAAAGUAAAACCUGUUCAUGUUAUCGAUGUUCCUGGUCAUGCAAGGCUGAAAUCGAAGCUUGAUGAAGUCCUGCCUCAGGCAGCUGGGAUUGUUUUUGUCGUGGAUGCUCUAGAUUUCUUGUCUAGCAUGCAAGCUGCUGCGGAGUACUUGUAUGACAUUUUGACGAAGGCAACUGUAGUGAAGAAAAGGAUUCCUGUUCUGAUAUUCUGCAACAAGACAGAUAAAGUUACAGCUCACUCAAAGGAGUUCAUCAAGAAGCAGUUGGAGAAAGAAGUAAACAAGCUCCGGGAAUCAAGGAACGCCAUAUCAUCCGCUGACAUCAGUGAUGAAGUCCAACUUGGGUUACCUGGAGAGGCAUUCAACUUCAGCCAGUGCCAGAACAAGGUGAUAGUUGAUGAAGGUGCUGGUCUGACUGGUGAUGUUUCAGCAGUUGAGCAGUUCAUCCGCGAGUAUGUGAAGCCGUAG